GUGAUUAUUUCGACUUGAGUCAAUAAACCGGGAAGUCAUUGUGAUACUAUGAUAAAAGUUUGACCAAAGAACCAAAAAAAGGGGGUGAUUUUUCUCCUCCACCUGGCAGGAAGAGGGGCUUCGGUGGUAAACUGAAGGAGGUCCGUGUGGUCCAGCGUGUUUGUUUAAUCAGAUUGGCGAGUUCAACUGCAGAAAGGUGCGCUUCAUACCGGAAGUGGCCGUGCCUUACCUUUCCUCACCCACACCUGAGAGCUGAGAACUGAGGGCGAAACUGGGAGCAGAGCUUCCUGCUGUGUAGGCGACGCUCUCACCCUCACAGAGUCUGAGUGAAGCUGCUGCUCUGGAGCUUUUCUGAAGCCAUAAAGUCCAACUGAAACUGAAUGAUCUGCAUGCGACUCUUCUCGGAGGAUAGACGGAGCUGCUGAUCUCAUCUGGGCUGGUCUGUUGUUGUUGGAGGUUAUACUUGAGCCAAACUCACCGGAGACACCAUGAGCACUGCUGCUUAUGGUAGGAAUGGACACCAUGAGGCUGUUACCUUCCUGGGGAAUGACCAGAAGAAGGCAUCGAAGGGGAAGAAGACGGGGCUGGUGGUGGGAGUUGUGCUGGCUUUGCUGGUGCUGGCAGCUGUGGCUGGAGUUCUAAUAUGGCUGUUUGCUGUCAAACCCAAAAUGCAAGAGUCGGCGAAAGCCCCCACGCUGGAGGCACAGAAGAUCACCUCGACACGGGUGUUCAGUGGACAGAUGAAGCUGAUAGACGUCCCAUACGUCGCCGCAUAUGAGGACCCCAAGAGCUCUGAAUUCAAUGAAACAGCCACAGCACUGCAGGAGAUUCUGAAGCAGACUUUCUCCAAAGAUCCCUUCCUCUCCAAAUACUACAACACGUCUAUCAUCUCUGCCUUCAGUGAUGGAGUGUUUGCCUACCACUGGACGCGGUUUGUGGUUCCCCCGUCCGAAUUGGAGGUUCUCCCCAAGCUGACGGAGGAACGGGUGCUGGAUGUUCUCCGCAGAGGCAUCAGACAGGAAGGAAAACGCAGCAUGCAGCCCUUCACCAUCGCCGACAUCACCGCCUCAAUUACAGACCCACGGAUGGCCAUGAACCCCAGAACUCAGGACUGCUUCUUCCGUCUGGAGGCUGAUUCCACAGUGAGGAUCUUCCAGUCUCCUGGCCAUCCAGACAAAUACCCCCCUCACACCCGCUGCCAGUGGCAGAUCCGUGCCCCUAAAGACCAAGCUAUCUUGCUCAAGUUCCAGGUCUUCUAUGUGGAGGACGACUGCGCUAAUGACUACGUGUUUAUCUACAACUCGCUUAGUCCAGACGGGUCUCAAGCCAUCACACAGAAGUGUGGGCAGCGUCCACCUACUAACCCGCUGGAAGUGAUCUCCUCCAGCAACAUCAUGCUCCUCAACCUGAUAGCUGACGGUGAGGUCCAGAGGCCUGGAUUCUUGGCAAAUUACACUGCCAUCCCCAUCACCACAGCCCAGACAUGUGGAGGAGUUCUGACCAGUUUAAAUGGAACCAUCAGAUCUCCUCACUAUCCCAGCUUCUACCCUCCUUUAGUGGACUGCACCUGGACCAUAAAUGUUCCUGCAGGCAUGAACAUCCGCGUGAGGUUCACCAUGUUCCGAUUGAAAGAGCCUCAAGUGAACGUCCGCGUGUGCAACAAAGACUAUGUGGAGAUUCUGGGCACAAAGUAUUGUGGCGAGAGGUCUAUGCUGGCCCUGACCAGCCCAAACAACGCCUUGAAGGUCAACUUCCACUCUGAUAGGUCCUACACGGAUAAAGGCUUCAUGGCUGUUUACAGCGCAUACGACCCCAAAAACCCGUGUCCUGGUCAGUUUACCUGCACGACAGGGAUGUGUAUUUCUAAGGAGCUGCAGUGCGAUGGCUGGAACGACUGUGGAGACAUGAGCGAUGAGAGAAAAUGUCAAUGUGAGGAUGAUCACUUUUCUUGUGCUAAUGGUAUAUGCAAGCCCAAGUACUUUGUAUGCGAUCAGGUGGACGACUGUGGAGACAACAGUGACGAACAGCAGUGCAGCUGUAAUAAGAAUCAGCUGAGGUGUGGUGAUGGGACGUGUUUACCUAAGACUGUAAGCUGUGAUGGAAAGAGGGACUGCGCAGAUGGGAGUGAUGAGGCAUCCUGUAAAGAGUCUCCAGGAAUCUGCACAGCCUUCACCUUCUCCUGUAAGAGCGGAGACUGUGUGAACAAAAUCAAUGCUGAGUGUGAUAAAGUCAGUGACUGUGCAGACGGCUCUGAUGAGGACGGCUGUGAUUGUGGGGAGCGGCCCUAUAAACACAACCGUAUUGUUGGCGGGCAGAACGCUGAUGUUGGAGAAUGGCCGUGGCAGGUCAGUCUCCACUACAUGACCAAUGGACAUACGUGUGGGGCCUCCAUCAUCUCCAACAAAUGGCUGCUGUCCGCCGCCCACUGUUUCGCCAGUACAGAACCUUCAUACCAUGAUGCAUCCAGCUGGCUGACGUAUAGCGGGAUGCAGGACCAGGAGAGGGAAGACAGUAAUGUUCAGACGAGGGCGGUGAAGACCAUCAUCACACACCAGGACUACAACCAAAUGACCCAGGAUAACGACAUCGCUCUGCUGGAGCUGAAGGAGCCACUGGUUUUCUCCAACACCAUUCACCCCGUCUGCCUGCCGGCCAGCUCACAUGUUUUCCCUGCUGGAAUGCCCUGCUGGGUCACUGGCUGGGGGGCUCUGAGAGAGGGAGGACAAGCUUCACGUCUUUUGCAGAAAGCAGAGGUGAAAAUCAUUAAUGACACUGUGUGUGAUGAAGUAACGGAGGGUCAGGUGACCUCGCGCAUGCUGUGCAGUGGAUUCCUUGCUGGAGGAGUGGACGCAUGUCAGGGUGACUCCGGUGGUCCUCUGGUUUGCCUUUCAGAGACCAAUAUUUGGUUCCAGUGUGGUAUAGUGAGUUGGGGAGAGGGCUGUGCAAGAAGAAACAAGCCGGGAGUUUACACUCGCUUAACCAAGUUCAGAGACUGGAUCCGCAAGCGCUCAGGAGUAUAGCAGCUUCAGGAGCUGCAGGACCACAGCCAGUGUUUAUGUGGGCAUCCAGAUAUGUACCAACACAUCUUCCGACGCUGUGGUCUCAAAUCUACAAUGCUCAGGCUGAGCGUUUUAAAAUGACUUGAAUGAAUAUCUCAGUUCAGGUUCCUUGUUGUGAAAACGUUUGCAAUUUUCUCACAGCAUCUUUUUAGCACUGUUUAUAUAUAAACCGAUUAAACUGACUUCUGGACAUUUUUUAAAUUUUAUUUCAGGGUUGUCUUUCCUUCAGAUGGUGGCUACAGAUGCUUUCUUUCAAUUUUUGUGUAAAAAUGUUCUAUUUGAGCAGGAAUCACGAAUAUCGCUGCUGUCAGAACAAAACCUAGUAUCUCCAAAAUGGUAACUUUAUAGGAGAAGGAAAAAACCUACUUUACUUUUAAUGUAAGUCAAUGGA
Molecule: messenger RNA, 3450 nt
Organism: Colossoma macropomum (tambaqui)
Lineage: Eukaryota; Metazoa; Chordata; Actinopteri; Characiformes; Serrasalmidae
Gene: st14
Product: suppressor of tumorigenicity 14 protein homolog
Exons: 19
Coding region: 489-3020 (843 amino acids)
Biological process (GO): proteolysis; acrosome reaction
Molecular function (GO): serine-type endopeptidase activity; protein binding
Source: RefSeq, a predicted model, not a curated record